Artibeus jamaicensis (Jamaican fruit-eating bat) is the source of this 1155-nucleotide messenger RNA. It is a transcript of the gene PROKR2, whose product is annotated as prokineticin receptor 2. Lineage: Eukaryota; Metazoa; Chordata; Mammalia; Chiroptera; Phyllostomidae. The transcript is spliced from 2 exons. Gene Ontology annotation, cellular component: membrane. Bases 1 to 1155 code for a protein of 384 amino acids. Gene Ontology annotation, molecular function: neuropeptide Y receptor activity. The record is from RefSeq and is a predicted model, not a curated record. Gene Ontology annotation, biological process: neuropeptide signaling pathway.
AUGGCCACCCAGAAUGGAAACACUAGUUUUCCACCCAACUUCAAUCCACCCCAAGACCAUGCCUCCUCCCUCCCCUUCAACUUCAGUUACGGUGAUUACGACUUCCCUCUGGAUGAGGAUGAGGAUAUGACUAAGACACAGACCUUCUUUGCAGCCAAGAUCAUCAUCGGUGUGGCACUGGCAGGCAUCAUGCUGGUUUGUGGCAUUGGCAACUUUGUCUUUAUUGUUGCUCUCGCCCGCUAUAAGAAGCUGCGCAACCUCACCAAUCUGCUCAUCGCUAACCUGGCCAUCUCUGACUUCCUGGUGGCCAUUGUCUGCUGCCCCUUCGAGAUGGACUACUAUGUGGUACGCCAGCUCUCCUGGGAGCAUGGCCACGUGCUCUGUGCCUCUGUCAACUACCUGCGUACUAUGUCACUCUAUGUCUCCACCAAUGCUCUGCUGGCCAUUGCUAUCGACAGAUAUCUCGCUAUCGUUCACCCCUUGAAACCACGGAUGAAUUUUCAAAAGGCCUUCUUCCUGACCGCUUCGGUCUGGGUGGUGUCCAUUCUCAUCGCCAUCCCAUCUGCCUACUUUGCAACAGAAACGGUUCUCUUUAACGUCAAAAAACAGAAGAAGAUCUUCUGCGGCCAGAUCUGGCCAGUGGAUCAGCAGCUCUACUAUAAGUCCUACUUCCUCUUCAUCUUCGGCAUCGAGUUUGUGGGUCCAGUGGUCACCAUGACUCUGUGCUACACCAGGAUCUCAAGGGAACUCUGGUUCAAGGAAGUUCCUGGUUUCCAGACGGAGCAGAUCCGGAAGCGGCUGCGCUGUCGCCGGAAGACAGUUCUGGUGCUCAUGUGUAUCCUCACCGCCUACGUGCUGUGCUGGGCACCCUUCUACGGGUUCACCAUCGUGCGUGACUUUUUUCCCACGGUGUUCGUUAAGGAGAAGCACUACCUCACGGCUUUCUAUGUGGUGGAGUGCAUCGCCAUGAGCAACAGCAUGAUCAACACCGUGUGCUUUGUGACCGUCAAGAACAACACCAUGAAGUACUUCAAGAAGAUGAUGCAGCUCCACUGGCGUCCCUCCCACCAUGGAAGCAAGUCCAGUGCGGAACUCGACCUCAGAAACAGUGGCAUGCCGGCCACGGAAGAGGUGGACUGUAUCAGGCUGAAGUAA